AUGUCUGUUAAUUCUGACAUACAUACGGCGACUACAACUACAUAUAUUGCAGAAGAAGGAGAACAUAAAAAUGACAAGGAGGAUAGUAGCCAAACCGACAUUGACAUCGAUUACUCUAUCGUAGACGCACUACCGCCCGUUCUAAAAAAGCAAUUAUCAGAAAAAAAAGAAAAAUCCGAAAAACUAAAAGACGAUCAAACAAUUGGAAGUAGUGAUGAUGACGAAGACAAGACAAAAAAACCACCAACUGUCGGCUUAUUUGAACUAUUCAAAUUCUCAAAUGGAACUGACAAACUAUUAAUGUUGAUUGGUUCUCUUGGUGCAACUGUAAAUGGGACGAUACUUCCAUUGAUGACGAUUUUCUUUGGAAGGUUUAUCACAGCGUUUGGUGUUUACGCGCUAGCUGUGAGAACGCAACCUGCUGAUACUUUAGCGGAUGCGAAACAGACUCUUGAGGAUGAAAUUAAGGAGAAUAUUCUAUUUUUUUUAGCUCUAGGGGUUGCUGCUUUUGUGUCUUCGUAUGUACAAAUGACAUGUUGGAUGAUAGCUGGUGAAAAUCAGGCAAAGCGAGUACGUGAAUUUUAUUACGCGGCAUUAUUAAGACAAGAUAUUUCAUGGUUCGAUGCAAUGUCAACCGGUGAAGUCACUACUCGAAUUACAGCCGAUACGAACAUAUUUCAAGAAGGAGUUUCGGAAAAAGUCGGCAUGAUUAUACAAUAUAUCGUUACUUUUAUUAGCGCUUUUGUCAUUGGUUUUGUUAAAGGAUGGAAACUUGCACUUGUUCUCUGUUGCGUUAUUCCGUUAUUAGCGCUUGCUGGUGGUGCAAUGUCGAAAGCUAUGGCUGAGACUACUACUGAUGGACAAGAUGCACACGCUGGUGCAGGUGCAGUAGCAGAACAAGCAAUAUCCGGCGUACGAACAGUCUUCGCAUUCGGUGGUGAAAAACACGAAAUAAAAAGAUACUUUGCACAACUACAAGUCGCAUACAAAUCCGGAAAAAGGAAGGCGAUCAUAAGUGGACUGGGUCUCGGCUCAAUUUUCCUAAUCAUGUUCUGUACAUAUGGUCUCGGUUUCUGGUACGGCAGCCGACUGGUAGAAAGAAGAGAAAAGACUGGUGGGGAAGUACUGAAUACAUUUUUCGCGGUAAUGUUUGGCGCUUUCACUUUGGGAAAUUCUGCACCUCAUUUCUCCGCUGUUGGAAAAGGAUUGGGUGCCGCCGCGUCAUUGUUUAGCGUGAUUAGUCGCGUACCUCCGAUUGAUGUCUCUUCGGAAAGCGGAAAGAAGCUAGUGAAGUCCCAAGUGAAGGGUAGGAUGGAAUUCCGAAAUCUCAAUUUUCAUUAUCCACAACGACCGGAUGUUCCCGUUUUGAAAAACUUCUCUCUUACUAUUGAGCCUGGACAGACAGUUGCAUUGGUUGGAAGUUCUGGAUCGGGAAAAUCAACAAUUGUCGGUUUAUUGGAACGGUUUUAUGAUCCAAUCAGUGGAUCAAUCUUAUUAGACGGUGAUGACAUUAAAGAUAUUAAUAUAAAAUCGUUGAGGACGCAAAUUGGUCUUGUUGGACAAGAACCCGUUUUAUUCCCAGAAACUAUCGCACAGAAUAUCAAAUGGGGAGGAAUGCCGAAUGAGAAGGAACCCUCGUUAGAAGAGGUUAUCGAAGUAUGUAAGAAAGCGAAUGCAAACGAAUUUAUUGAAGAAUUGCCGGAUAAGUAUGAUACUUUAGUAGGGGAAAAAGGUUCUCUAUUAUCGGGUGGACAGAAACAACGAAUUGCGAUUGCACGUGCAUUGAUUAAAGAUCCGGCAAUUUUAUUACUUGACGAAGCGACAUCUGCUCUUGAUAGUGAAUCUGAACGACUUGUACAGACAGCACUUGAUGCUGCAAGUACUAAUCGUACUACUAUUGUAGUCGCUCAUCGUCUAUCCACGAUAAAAAAUGCUGAUAAUAUUGUGGUGAUGUCGAAAGGAGAAAUAGUCGAAACAGGAAAACAUGAUGAAUUGAUUGAGCGAAAGGGAAUGUAUUAUGACUUGGUAAAAGCGCAAGAACUUAAAACACAAAAAAAAUCAGAAGAGGAGGAUGAUGACGAAGAAUUAUCAAUGAUUAGUGAUCUAGAGGACGAUACUGCAAUAACAAUUGAGGAAAAUCUAGCUCAUAAAGACACACUACGUCGCAUGUCCACCAAAGCAACUGUACUCUCCACGAAAACAAACGAAGAAUUACGUGCAGAAGAAGAAGCUGAAGCUGCUAAAAAGAAAGCACCAUUUGGCCGCGUGGCAAGAUUAAAUGCUUCGGAAUGGCCACUUAUCUUGGCUGGUUCAUUUGGGUCUUCGCUAUUUGGUGCACAGAUGCCAUUGUUCUCGGUGGUUUUCGCGCAUAUUUUGGAGACAUUAACCAAACUUGAUGAUCUUCCUACAUUAAGAAAAGAAUCGAAUUUUUGGGCGGGGAUGUUUGUGUUGCUUGGCCUUGUGGCUUUUAUUGGAAAUUUCCUAAAUUUGUGUUGUUUCUCGUUAAGCGCCGAGAGAUUGACGCGUCGUCUUCGAGACAUGGCAUUCAGAGCAAUAAUGGCACAAGAAAUCGGAUUUUUCGACGAAGAAAAAAACAAUACUGGAGCAUUAACUUCAAAACUUGCGGGUGACGCGUCAAAAGUUGAAGGAUUAACUGGAAGUUUAUUGGGAACCGUGGUUCAAACUAUUGUCGCCAUGAGUGUUGGUAUGAUUAUUGCAUUUGCUAAUGGUUGGAAAUUAACCCUUGUCGUGUUGUCUGCGCUUCCUCUUGUUGUUUUUGCCGGACUAUUUCAAAUGAAGACUUUAGCUGGAUAUGGACAAAAGACUGCCAAAGCAUACGAAGAUUCUGGACAAAUCGUACAACAAUCCGUAUCAAACAUGCGAACUAUCGCCGCAUUAAGUCGUGAAGAAUCGUUCAAAGUACUGUAUGGCCAGUCACUCGAAGAACCACACAAGAUUGCCGUCAAGGGCUCGAUAUUUUCGUCAUUUGGGUUCGGACUUUCGCAGGCCGUUUUAUACUUUAUUUGGAGUUUAUCGUUCUGGUAUGGCUCAAGAUUACAAAUCAGCGGUGAAUACAGCAAUAGUCAAAUGAAUAAUGUGUUAUUUACUGUAGUGUUUUCAGCUUUCGCGUUGGGUCAGAUUGGAGCAUUCGCACCAAAUGUUGCUAAAGCAAAAAUUGCAGCAAUCGCUAUAUUCGAACUCGUUGACCGUAAAUCAUUAAUCAAUGUCUCGGAAACCUUAGAAAACGAUCGUCCAACACCAGUAACAGGCACCGCCAGCGCACACGGUGUACGAUUCAACUACCCCGCACGGCCAGAUGUUCCAAUCUUACGUGGCUUCGAUUUAUCAGUACUCGCUGGAAAAACUGUAGCAAUCGUCGGUUCAUCCGGAUCAGGAAAAUCGACAGUAGUCUCACUGGUAUUACGGUACUAUGACGUUGCGUCGGGAAGCGUAAAAGUCGAGCAUGUCAAUGUCCGAGAGUGGAAUUUAGAGUAUUUACGUUCAAAUAUGGCGUUAGUUGGUCAAGAACCUGUGUUGUUUGAUAUUAGUAUUGGUGAUAAUAUUCGAUAUGGCAAAGAGGGAUGCACGCAAGAAGAGAUUGAAGAGGCAGCAAAAGCAGCAAAUAUCCACAAUUUUAUUGAAAGUCUGCCGGAAAAAUAUAACACACGGGUUGGUGAAAAAGGAUCACAGUUGUCUGGUGGACAGAAACAACGUAUUGCAAUUGCGCGAGCACUAAUACGACAGCCAAAACUAUUAUUACUGGACGAGGCAACAUCUGCACUCGACUCUGAAUCCGAGAAAGUUGUACAAAAUGCAUUAGAUCGCGCCGCAAAAAAUCGAACAACCAUCACUAUCGCACAUCGUUUAUCCACAAUACAGAACGCCGACUUGAUAUUAGUGGUGAAAAAAGGUCAGGUGGUUGAGCAGGGAAAUCAUAUGGAGCUUAUUGCUCGGCGUGGACUAUAUUUUGAACUCGUGAAUAAGCAGCA
Ambispora gerdemannii is the source of this 3989-nucleotide messenger RNA. The record is from the annotation of a GenBank genome assembly. NCBI's taxonomy places the organism in Eukaryota, Fungi, Glomeromycota, Glomeromycetes, Archaeosporales, Ambisporaceae.